GGGUGUCACUUUGCUGCGAGCGCCCGUGGUUAGCGGCAGCGUCCUUCGCUGUUGGUUCGGUCCAGGUCGGUUCCCGUGGUGUAGGCGCGUGUCCUUGCAGCCUUUGCUCUCAUGACAUUACUGGUCCCUCGAUAUGGUGUGAACGAUGAUGACGACGACGACAACGACGGAUUAAUAUAUAGGGUCGCCGAUUACCAACCACUGUCGAUAUAGGUGUGUGAGUGGUGCUCGAGAGUGAGAGCCAGUGAGUGUGUGUUAGGGAAGUGUGGUUCAAGCUUCUAAAGGCGUCGGGUGAACCACACGGGAAAGGAAGACAAGUGCACCAGCGAAGGAAAAAAAAAGUAAGAAGGAAAAGUACAAUUUGAGAAGAUUACGGUGAAUCUCGUCGAUGCGUGUGUGUCACAGUGUUUGCGGCAGACGACCGGAUGACAUCCGGACAUACUGAAGUCGUUCAAUCUUCUAUCAAGCCAAAUGCGGCUCAAGUCCCGAUCACCAUCAAUCCCACAAGUUAAAGAGAGCACCAUCUGACGCCCGCUGGCGUUCCUGUACCAUCAGGAUCAUAUCCGAACAGUAGCCGCUUCAUCGUUUGUGUGGACGACCGACCCUCUUGCUUGGCUAUGCGUACCGUCGGUCGAGUUAACCAUCGAGAGUCGAGAUAGAGGAAAAAUCGUUCUUUAGUAGGCCCCACCUUGAGGCUGCAUCCGGAUGGAUCAUUGUUAUCGAUCGAAGCACUUCAGUCAAGCUUCUAUUGCCGACCUAAACAGCCUGCCGGUAAUUCACAUGCAGCGCCCUCGCCGAACUCUCACGUCUCGUAGACCAUUGCAGCAGCACAACCGGCCCACUUCGUCCCGUUUGCCAUUGCCGCCAUGCGAAAGCUAAGUCUCAGCACCGGCGCCGGAAUGUCACGACCAUCGAAAGCAGUACCACAGAUGAAGAAGGUGAUGCCACCCGCCGUUCCAGAGAUUUACGGAAAGGAGCGUAAUUUGAACGGCGGUUGCGUCGGCGGUGACCCGGACCGAGAAGUUGUGGAAAUCCCGGUAGCCGGUAGCGACCUGACAGUGUUGGAUGGUGGCAAUGCCGCCGUUGCUGUCCGGAAUGUGUCGCAGCAACCCGGAACCACCAGUACACUGAACUCGGUAGGACACGGUCAUGGGUACGGAGGACGCUCUAACAUCACUACAAUCGGGACCAGCGACAGUUCCAUCACAACGCCGACGGCGACGGCGACACCAUCCAGUUUGGUCCUGCGCUGCACAUCUGACGCCUCGGGAGUGUUGGAUUACGCCCUGGACGACCAGGGUAUUGACCUAACGCAAUCGCCCGGCCGGGACAGUCCUGUUUCGCUGUCGGGCUCGGCGGGAUCUGGUUCGCGUCAUUCCACCGCCAGCCUGGAUUCGGGGCGAGCUUCCUCCUACCUAACCGGAGCCUCGAAUCUCUCCAAUCGCAGUGUAAGCGGCGUGGGUAGCUAUGGCGUGCUGUCCUCACCGCGUUGUUCGGUCAGCUCUUGCUCGAUCGGCUCUGGCAGUGGUGGUGGUGGCAGUAGCGGCGCUGGCGGUAGUCAUCGUCUCAGUAAUCACUCGAACCGAUGCGAUCAUGACAUAAUUUCCGAGUGGCUGAUGGAGGUGCACUUCCACGAGUACACCUACCUCUUCCUGGACGCCGGUUACGAUCUGGCGACGAUUGCGCGCAUGACUCCGGAGGAUCUGACUGCGAUAGGCAUCCGGAAGCCAAACCAUCGCGAACGACUGAAACGACACAUUGAUGCACUCAAGCUGCCUGACUCGCUGCCCAGCUUCGUGCCUGGCUCCAUUGAAGAAUGGUUGCGGCUGCUGCGGCUGGAGGAAUAUGUGCAGCCACUGCUCGCCCAGGGCUACCAGACGGUGCAUGACGUGACGCAGCUCACCUGGGAGGAUUUGGAGGACAUCGGCAUCGUGAAGCUCGGCCACCAGAAGAAAAUAUUACUGGCCAUCAAGCGGGUAAAGGAUAUUAUCAGCGGAAAGAUGCUGGGAGGCCAGCCGCACCUUCCGUAUUACGCUUCAUCGACUAUGGCGAGUACAUCUAGUGGUGGCGGGUCGCCCACGUCUACCACUGCCGCCAUUGCGACCAGGGCGCCUCCGCUGCCUGGCAUUCCAUCCGCGAGCGGUAACGCUUGCUACAGUACAUUCUUACGGCAGCAGCAGCAGCAUCACCAACUACCAGUCCGGGUGCCGGACGACGAUGGUUCGGAAGUUGUUUAUUAUGUCCAGCAGCAUCUUGCCCGUAUGCAACCUAACCUCAGCAACGCGUCCCGGCAGCAACUGCAACACAUGAUUACCUAUCCGCAUGUGCACUUCGAUGGCACGCAAGCUGUUUACCGGCGCAGCUCGUUUGAUGAUAGUGACAUCACACCAACGAAUGAGAAAACGUCCACCCUGCUCGGUCUGGUCGAUGAACGCAACGACGUUUCGCACGCGAUUCAGCCGCAUCAUCAACAGCAUCUACACCAGCAGCAUCACGAACAGCAGCAGCAGCAGCAGCAGCACCAGCAGCAGUACUUCCAGGGUGGUGGAACUCUACCACGACAGUACCAACGCGGGAGUUACGGCACCCGGUUAGGAUUUCUCGGGCCCAGCACCGCUGUGUCCGGGGGGCCGGUAACGCAACAGGGACGCCAACGUCCCAUCGCGAAAAUUGUUGCGAAUAAUUUAAAGAUGGCAGGUACGGUAGCAUCCCCUGCCAACGGGUGUCCUACUGUAACAUCGUUGGACGCCGUCGCGGCAGAAACUGCACCCUCUUCUUCCUCUUCUGCUUUGUGCUUCCCAGUCGCUGCUGGACUGCCCGCCUCUUUGCUGGGGCACAUAGAAAACGUAGAGAUGGCGACGGCCGCUCUAGAUGCAAUGCAUUUCUCUAAUUACAGCAGCGCUGCAUACACGACUGCUCAGCCACCGCAGCAGCACGCAUCUCUUAUAAAAUACGGUGUGAAAUCGGGAGUCGGGCCAUCCCAGGAGUCUAUAGCGGCGAUUCCACAGCUAAUAUCGGGCUCUUGUGGAGAGGCUAGUCAGCAGCAGCACCAGCAACAGCCGAUAUAUCAUAAUCAGCAACUGAUAUUGCAACAGUCGGGUCAUAGUGGCAAUAACUAUCACCAUCACGGUCAUCAGCAGCAACAUAGCUAUGCAUCGUCGACACAAUCUACACCUUCUCCACCGAAUCAGCAUCAUCAUACGCUCGGUGGUGGUGGUGCUACAAUUCCAUUCAUUGGCGCCUGCUAUACCGGUUGUCAUACACACCAGACCACCGUGGAGGUGCACAAAGUAUCGACGCAGCAUCAGCAGCACGACAAUAGAUCCAAUUCGAGUCUCGAAUCAAUCGAUCAGAUACCUUUCGCGAAUGAGAAUGCAGGCACGAUUAAGCAGCGUUCGUCGCUCAAUCGUCCGAGUGACUAUCAUCAGAUGGGCCAGACGCCACCGCCGCACCACCAUCCGGCAUUGCUCGUAACUCUGUCGUCUUCCUCCGCUUCAUCGUGCUCCUCCUCGUCGACUGGAUCGACUACAACGACGACGGUGCUGGCAACGACGUGUGCCACUAGUGGCGGUGUCCUACAGAAGCAACAGUCCUCUCCUUCGGUAGCCGAGACCACCAGUCCCAUUAGCUUCUCGAAAGAUCCCACUGUAACAGCAACUGGUGAUACUAGUGGUGGAUGCACCAAAGAGGAGCACCAUCAACCCGAGGCAGCCAACGAGUUAGUGACUAGCGGUGAAGACAUUUAUGGCACAAAUGUGCUAAAUGACAUAGGCAAUAUGUUGGCCAAUCUGACCGACGAGUUGGACGCCAUGCUGGAGCAUGAAAAGUGCGCCGGCAUCAGCGACGCAGACUAGGCACCUUAUCGCGAUCCUGCAAUAGCACGCAUCUCAUAAAGUACGGUGUGAAAGCAGGGAUCAAACCAUUCCAGGAGCCUAUUGCGGCGAUUCCACGGUCAGAGCACAUCGCUCAAUCGUCCGAGCGAAUAUCAGCAGAUGGGCUAGAAGACACUACCGCACCACCAUCAGUGAUGACUAGUGGCGGUGUCAGUGAGCCCCCGUGCAAUCACGAUGCUGUACGGGUGUAUCGGUUACCUCGUCUCUCCUUAUCGCGAUCCUGUAAGUAAGGCCCAAAUUGAUUUUAUUUAGUAAGUAGUAAGGCCCAAAAAAUUUAUUUCAAAGAUAUGAUAAAGAUUGUGAUAAAGAUAAUGUAAGAGAGCAAUGUUAGUAAACAUUGCCUCCAGUUAGUCGAGAUGGAAAAUAGCAGAGAAAAAGCUUUUAUGGCAAAUAGUUUAGAUUUAUAGGAUGUAGAAUAUUUCAUGCAUUCCGUUUACGUAAGGGAGGGAAAAGGGGGGAGAAAAUUACCACCGCAAUACUUUUGAAAUCCAAAUGUUGCUGGCAGUUUCUUACAAUUCGUAGAUCACUCCUGCUGUGCAGGUCUCCUUCGCGUCCUCUUGGAAGUUCUGUGCAGUGGUUUGUCCUCUGUCGCGUUUCGUCUCACCAAGUAAUUUAAAAACAGUAAUAAAAAAACAAAACAAACAACGAGACAAAAUUCAGUUAAAAAAUGGUUACACUAUGAUAACCAAAAUGGUAUUGUUUCGUUUGGCGCCUUCUUCAUGUGCACCUAAUUUCACAUUAGAUUUCCUAUUAAAAUAAUUUCGUAGGAUUCUCUCCCUGCCCUCCCUUCGAUUUUGUCGCACCACUCCAACGGUCAUACAUUCUCAUGUGUGCGUACACUCGCUUACCUCUUCUCAGCCAUCAAUAUAGAUAGCUUCUGCUGCGGUUAGUAGCAGACAAAUAAAUAUUUCUGUAACUCCAAGAGGGAUUAGAUUCUGUUAUCUAAAUGUGAACGAGGAGUACGCGGAUACGGAAGAGAAGAGAUUGCAAAGAAGGUAAACAGAAGGUAGGGAAGAUAGAGAAGGUAGAGAAGGGGGAUAAGCUAGAGAAGGGAAGGAUAAAGAAAAAUAUGAGCAGUGGACUUUCAAGGUGACUGUACUGUAGGAAAAUGCGCUAGUAUGUAAAACCGUGUAGGUAGGACGUAAACCGCCUCAGCCCUAGUAAGGCAGAGAGAUAAUAUUGUAUUCGCGAUAAUGACGAAAAAGGAGAAAAACGGUAACAAAACACACCCGGGAUUAAAAAAACGCAGCUGUGUUCUGUUUAUUAUACAAUACAUUGAACCAUAACGUAGUAAACAUUAAAUAAAAACUGACGAAUACUUGAUGGCCCUAGUGGCUGCCUUCGUGUAUCUAUGCGUUACUUUUAUUUUUGUCGUUUUCGUUAAGUUUCUUGUAUUCCCCUGCCUUAAUUAGAAGUGGCGGUGCGCAGUGGGGAGCCUCGCGCGACAUCGAAUCUUGCGGCGGAGACGAGCAUUUUCGGAUAUGUGGUGUGCCCGAACUACGGCAUUGUCAGAAUAGAGAGACGUCAGAAGA
Messenger RNA from Anopheles darlingi, 5425 nucleotides. RefSeq lists its product as uncharacterized. Bases 867 to 3854 code for a protein of 995 amino acids. The record is from RefSeq and is a predicted model, not a curated record. Gene Ontology annotation, biological process: axonogenesis; cell surface receptor protein tyrosine phosphatase signaling pathway. Gene Ontology annotation, cellular component: focal adhesion; axon. NCBI's taxonomy places the organism in Eukaryota, Metazoa, Arthropoda, Insecta, Diptera, Culicidae. The transcript has 5 exons. Gene Ontology annotation, molecular function: protein phosphatase binding; signaling adaptor activity.